Molecule: messenger RNA, 771 nt
Organism: Peronospora farinosa
Lineage: Eukaryota; Oomycota; Peronosporomycetes; Peronosporales; Peronosporaceae
Source: the annotation of a GenBank genome assembly
AUGGUCUUCUUUGUGUGCGAAGGUUGCAAUGAGACGUUAAAGAAGAACAAGGUGGAUGUACAUGCAGGUAGAUGCCGCAACUGCUGGGCUGUGAGCUGUGUGGACUGCAGCGUCGUGUUUGAGGGUAACGAUUAUGCGGCUCACAUGAGCUGCAUUUCCGAAGCCGAAAAGUAUGAAAAGAGUUUGUUCCAAGGCGACAAGAACAAGAGCAAAAGCGGCAAGAAACAGACACCACAGGAACGAUGGAUGGAAGUCGUACAGUCGUCUAGAAGUGUAGACGAUCGAAAGGUACAGGACGUGCUCACGCGCAUCGCUGGCUACGACAAUGUGCCCCGUAAAAAGAACAAGUUUGUCAACUUUGUCAGCAAUAGCUUGGCAUUGCGUGAUACGACGCUCGUGGAGAAAUCCUGGACGAUUUAUGAAACGGCUUUCAAGGCUUCUGCACCGAAGAUUGCUGAGCAAAAUGCAAGCAGUACUGAUGCGGAGGAGAACUGUAGCAACAAGCGACCAGCUGAGACGGUAGAUACUGAAGUUAGUAGCAAGAAGACAAAGACGGAAGACAAGCCGAUCAAAUGGAGCAAGCUGAUAAAAUCUGCGCUAAAAAACGCUGGCAAGAAGUUGGAGAUGGAAAUGCUGCGGGAUCAGGUGCUAAAGCAAAUUCAGGAGAAGGAGCUGUCGACGAAAAGUGAAAAGGAACUGAAGAAGGAGUUUAAGGCAGCGAUCAAAGCCAGCGAUAAGUUUGUAGUGAUUGAAGUGGUGCGUCUUAAAUGA